AUGCUUCGCAAUUUCGGUAAGAGAGUUGCAGGAGAUGGCAAUACAGCCGCCUGCUCAGUUGCUUAUCAACUUACUGAGACAUCCUUCAUCUACCCAAUCACACCAGCUACAACAAUGGGUGAAUUAGUUGAUGCAUGGAUCGCUCAAGGCCGUAAGAACAUUUGGGGCAACCAAGUCAACCUUUCAAUGCUUCAGUCCGAAGGUGGUGUUGCUGCUGCUGUUCACGGUGCCACAGUUAUCGGUGCUCUUUGCACAACAUUCACAGCUUCACAAGGUGCUCUUCUUAUGAUCCCAGAAAUGUUCAAGAUCACAGGUGAGAACUGCCCAGCUGUUAUCCACAUCGCUUCUCGUUGCGUCGGUGUUUCUGCCCUUUCCAUCUACAACGAUCACACCGAUGUCUACGCUUGCCGUGUUUCUGGCAUGCCAAUGCUUGCUUCCAACGGUGUCCAGGAAGCUCACGAUAUUGCUGCCGUCGCCCACCUUACAGCAAUCAAGACAGGUCUCCCAUUCAUGCACUUCUUCGAUGGCUUCCGUACAUCUCACGAAAUCAACACAUACGAAGAAAUUCCAAACGAAGCCCUCUGGCCACUUAUCGAUCAGAAGGCUCUUGCCAAAUAUCGCGCUCGCUCCCUCAACCCAGAGCACCCAACACAGCGUGGUACAAUUGGUGGCCCAGAAUACGUAUGGCAGAUCCAGGAGAAGUUCCGCCGCCCAUUCAAACAGCUUCCAUAUGAAGUCGAGAACAUCAUGAAGCAGCUCGGUGACAAGACAGGCCGUUACUACAAGCCAUACCAGUAUGUCGGCCCACGUGACCCAGAGAACCUCAUCGUCAUGCUCGGCUCUGGCUGCGAUUCCGUCGAGGAAUACAUCUGCGCUCACCCAGAAGCCAAGACAGGCCUCAUCAAGGUCCACCUCUUCCGCCCAUUCGGCAUUGAUCUCUUCCUCAAGCAGAUCCCAGCUUCCGUCAAGAAGGUCGCCGUCAUGGACAAGGUUGUCGACCCAACAUCUGCUCGUGAACCACUUUACGAAGAUGUCGCUUCCGCUCUCAUGGGCCGCCGCAACGUCAAGCUCGUUGGUGGCCGCUACGGUAUCUCAUCUCGCGACUUCGCUCCAGUCCACGUCGAGGCCAUCUGCAAGAACCUCAACCAGGACUAUCCAAAAGAUGACUUCACAGUCGGUCUCCACAACCCAGAGACAGCCAUCCCAAUGGGCAAGCCAUUCGACCACCUUCCAGAUGGCACACGCCAGUGCAUCUUCUGGGGCCUUGGCUCUGAUGGUACAGUCGGUGCCAACAAGGAAGCCAUCAAGCUCAUCGUUACAAACACAAAGCUUUAUGGUCAGGCUUACUUCGCAUACGAUGCCCACAAGUCCGGAGGUGUCACAACAUCUCACCUUCGUUUCGGUCCAAAGCCAAUCAACGCUCCAUACUACGUCCAGAGCGCUGACUACAUCGCUUGCCACUGCCCAGCCUACUUGACAAAGUUCGACAUGAUCAAGCCACUCAAGCAGGGCGGUAUCUUCGUCAUCAACUACCCAGCUUCCGCUGACCUCAACAAGGAUCUCCCAGCUUCCGUUCGCAAGUCACUCGCUGAGAAGGAUGCCAAGCUUUACACAAUCGAUGCUACACAAAUCGCCAUCGAUCUUAAGCUUCCAGGUCGUAUCAACAUGCUUAUGCAGACAGUCUUCUUCGGCCUUGCCAACGUUCUUCCAGCUGAAGAGUGCCUCGCCCUCCUCAAGAAGUCCAUCGCCAAGACAUACGCUCGUAAGGGUAAGGAAGUCAUCCAAAAGAACUGGGAAAUGGUCGACGAAGCUCUCAAGGGCCUCAAGGAGUUCAAGUACAACAAGGCUGAAUGGCUCGCCGCCAAGGUUCCACCACCACCAAAGCACGAAGGCAUCCGCCAUCUUUGCGACAUGGCCAUCCUUCAGGAAGGUGAAUCCGUCUCUGUCGAUGAGAUGGUCGACCUCGGCACAGUUCUAAACGGCACAUCCCAAUGGGAGAAGCGUGGUAUCGCUGUCGAUGUUCCAAAGUGGGACGAGAAGAAGUGCAUCCAGUGCAACACCUGCUCCAUGGUCUGCCCACACGCUGUCAUCCGUCCAUUCUUGUUGACAGAUGAAGAGGCUAAGGGCAUGGUCACACUCAAGGCCAAGGGCAAGGAGAUCAAGGACUACAGAUUCCGUAUCCAGAUCUCUCCACUCGACUGCACAGGCUGCGGCACAUGCGUUACAUCCUGCCCAACACAGGCUCUCUCAAUGCAGUACCGCAAUCCAAAGGUUGACGAGGAAGAAGGCAAGAACUGGGUCAAGUGCUUCGGCGCUCCAAACCGUGGACACCUCCUUCCACCAACAAACGUUCGCAACGUUCAGUUCCGCCAGCCACUCCUCGAAUUCAACGGUGCCUGCGCAGGCUGCGGUGAAACAGCUAUCUCCAAGCUCCUUACACAGCUCUACGGUGACCAGCUCUACCUUGCUAACGGUACAGGCUGCUCCCUCGUUUGGUCCGCUACAUUCCCAUGGAACCCAUACACAGUCAACGAGCGUGGCCACGGUCCAGCCUUCGGCAACUCCCUCUUCGAAGAUAACGCUGAAUUCGGUUACGGUAUCUUCAAGGCUGUCGAAGCCCGCCGUAACAUCGCUAAGAAGCUCGUCCAGGACUGCUUAGAGAACAACGAGUUCAAGGGUGAACUUAAGGACAUGAUGCAAGAAUUACUCAAGGUUUGGGAUGAGGAGAAGGCCUCUGCCGAACUCGUCUGGAAGAUCCAGCCACUCCUUGCCAAGGUCCAGAACCCAACAGAGAAGAUGUACGCCCUUCAGACACAGGCUGAUGUCCUCGCCAAGAAGAUCGUUUGGAUCGUCGGUGGUGAUGGCUGGGCUUACGAUAUUGGCUACGGUGGUCUCGAUCACGUUCUUGCUACAGGCGAAAACGUUAAGUUCAUCAUCUUCGAUACAGAAGUUUACUCCAACACUGGUGGCCAGUGCUCUAAGGCUACAUCCCGUGGUGCUGUUGCUAACUUCUCUGCUGCUGGUUACACAAAGGCUAAGAAGGAUCUCGGUGCCAUCGCUAUGACAUACAAGAACAUCUACGUCGCUAACACUUGCUUGCUCGCUGAUCCAGCUCAGGCUCUCAAGGCUGUUUUCGAAGCUAAGGAGUUCAAGGGCCCAGCUCUUAUCGUCAACUACUCUCCUUGCAUCAACCACGGCAUCAAGAAGGGCCUUGGCUCAACACCAAAGCACUGCAAGGAUCUUGUCAAGAUGGGCUACCUCACACUCUACCGCUACAACCCAUCCAAGCCAAAGCCACUCACAAUCGAUUCCAAGGAACCAACAUACAGCCUCGACCCACUCGUCAAGGAUGAAAACAGAUUCGCCGCCCUUAAGGAUAUCUAUCCAAAGGAGGCUGAAAUGAAGUUCCCACAGCUUAUUAAUGAUAUGAAGUCCCGUUAUGAGGGCUACAAGAAGAUCGUCGAUACUCAGUAA
Molecule: messenger RNA, 3474 nt
Organism: Trichomonas vaginalis G3
Lineage: Eukaryota; Parabasalia; Trichomonadida; Trichomonadidae
Product: pyruvate-flavodoxin oxidoreductase family
Exons: 1
Coding region: 1-3474 (1157 amino acids)
Biological process (GO): response to oxidative stress; electron transport chain
Molecular function (GO): oxidoreductase activity, acting on the aldehyde or oxo group of donors; thiamine pyrophosphate binding; iron ion binding
Source: RefSeq, a predicted model, not a curated record